This is a messenger RNA of Pedinophyceae sp. YPF-701, 1845 nucleotides long. The record is from the annotation of a GenBank genome assembly. Lineage: Eukaryota; Viridiplantae; Chlorophyta; Pedinophyceae.
AUGGCCGACGAGCACCACGCUCAGGACCCUGCAGGCGGCCCAGCAGACACCAGCGCGGCACCAGCUGCGUUGCGACCCGGAGGAACUGUCGAGAAGCUCGAUGAAGAAGCGAACAAGUCUGCGUGGGAUCAACAGUUUGGUCUGAGGACGUUUCGGUUCGGCCACAGGAGGCUGCAGAGUGCUGCCGCGAACCGACCCCCAGGACGUGGGUCGGCACAGGGCGCACCUCCCGUUUCGAAACGACCCCUGACGGCGGAGAUGGUCCGCCCGAAGCCAGGGCCACCGAUGCCUAGGGCUAUGUGGGACGGACGUGCAACGUAUGGCGCUGGCAUGUGGCAGCCCACGUCAGGCACGCAGCGUGGCCCCGUGCGCGGGCCGCCCGAGAACCUGCGGGCAUCUCUCCAGUCGCAGGGCGCCCCGCGAGCGGUGCGGCCCAGCAACGGUCUCCUCGGAACGUCGCCGAGAAAGACUCGGCGACCACACACGGCGAGUGCGGUGCCGUCGGGCGUCGUGGGCCGCGGCUUUCGUCCAGAGGAGAGCAUCGUGGCGCGGGUGGGUCACCCACAGGCACAGGCGUCGCGGCAGGUCUCCACGGAAGCACAUGCGGGUGUCCUUGCAGAGACCACCCACGCAAACUUGCGGCCGGUUUCGUCCUACGCACGCAAGCUGACGGGCGGGCUGGACCUGACGACGUUCGGAAAGAGAGACGUGGCGGUCAUCGAGAAGCUCCACAUGCAGCAGAGGGAAAAGCGGGCGCUCCUGAACCGGAUGUCUGGUGGGCUGCCUUCUCUCAGCCAAGCACUGGUCAUGGGAGCCGUCACGGACCAUCUCGAGCUCAAGCGACGCGAUGUCAUUCGGAAGCGGGAGGAGGAAGAGGUUGCGCGUGAAGGGAAACAGGGUCACGAGAAGAUUCGCAUGGCGUACAUCAUGCAGCCCUAUGCACAGCCAGACGAGAAGUCAUUCGAGCAGGCCACGACCCUGGAACGCUACAACAAAGCAAUUCUGAUGCUGAAAGAUCGGGUGGCACGACGCGGGCGGCCAGGAUUCCUGCAGCUCUUUGAUCGCCAUGACAGGGCCGGCGACCACAUGAUGUCGAAGCGACGUUUCAAGAAGGUCAUCUCGGACAUGAACCUGGGUCCUGUCAUGAGCGACGAGGUCGUCGACAUGAUGUGGGACGAAAUGAAGCGGCAGGGCCGGCCAUCAGCGGGAAACGAUCUUGUGGACUACAGGACGUUGACGGACCUUCUACGCUGGGACCGCAUCCCCUACAAGGAAAUGGGACAGAAGAUCUGCACGCGCAGAGCUGCACCCGACCCAUUCAUGCCCUUUGGAGAGCCGCAGGUCAAAACGCCGUAUGGCAGCAAGGCGGACGCGGACGCCGCUGUCAAGGCGAUUCGUGAUCAGGUGAUGAAGCAGUACGGUAUGCUUGACAAGGCAUUCUCCGACUACGACGCGGACAAGAGCGGCGAGAUCUCUCUCCCAGAGUUCGUGGAGGCCCUGAGCAAGGUCAACAAACACAUGAACCUUCAUCUCACAUCUGACGAGAUCCUCGAGCUGUACAAGGACGCCGACAUCGAUGGAGACAUGAGCGUGAACUACAAGGAAUUCAUGGCGGCAUUCGCCGAUAAGGGCGGCAGCGGGCUCUUCAUCCCCGAAUUCAUGAAGCCCAAGAGGUAUCGCAGCACCACCAACCAUCAUCCGUGGUGCGACCUGUCUGACCCAACUUCCCUGAGGGGUGCGGCAGACGGCGGGUGGCCUUACCAAUAUCUGCCCCGGUACGAUCAACCUGGGGGCGCGCCUGCUGCAAGGGAUCAGGGGCAGCGCCCCAAGUGGCAAAAGUACUAA